Molecule: messenger RNA, 356 nt
Organism: Strongylus vulgaris
Lineage: Eukaryota; Metazoa; Nematoda; Chromadorea; Rhabditida; Strongylidae
Source: the annotation of a GenBank genome assembly
AUGUACAGACACGGCAUGUGCUCUCUCGCUCAUAUGUUUGCUCCUCCAAACAAAUUGAUUAAUCGCAUUGUACCGAAUAGCUAUGUCGAGUUCUCUUCUAUUCUUGUCAGUCUUUACCUUUCAGAAUCAAUUCGCAAGCUCUUGCCAUUGAUCAGUAUGUUCAUGGGUACAAUAGUUAAAGAUGCGAUGCAUUCACCGUACAUUGAAUUCCUAACCUUUCCCCAAAAAUCUACACAGGGACGGCUCCUGCACUUUGCUGCCUUGGUGUGCACAGGCAAAGGGCAUCUGAACAAUUGCUUUCCGUGGAUGAACUAUAGCAAAUUACUAACAUUCUGCGCUACGGGCAUCAAGUAAGG